CGGAGUGUACAGGCUCGUCGUUGCGCUCGUCAAGUUUUUCACUUCAACUUCUCUCUUUCUCACCACAUCGAAACUCUCUCCUCCACGUUCUCCGGUGCAAAGUUCUCCGAGUCAUCAAUCUCUUUAUUCGAGACUUCAUCUUCCGGAUUCCCCCGAUCGCGAGAAAGAGAGAGAAGAUCGACCGCUGGAUCGGUCGCGAUCGCUCUCUCGGCAGAGAUUCCCGAAGCGGACACACUUCGUCUUUCCCUUUCCCUCCGGAAGAGAUCGGGACCGCUUCGAGAUGAGCGUCUUCUUCCUCGCGAGACUCGUUCUGAGCUCGCUCGGCACCAAGUGGCGGCAGUCGAAGAGAGGACUCUUCAGGAAAUGUCGAUAUCAGCGCGGUUUCUACUAGGACAAGAGAAAAAAAGAAAAGAGCCCGUCGUCGUCGUUGUCGUCAAGCUCGCGAUAGUUUCGUUUCGCGCCUCUUCAUCUCCCCUUUCGUGUAUACGUGUGUGUGUAUGUGUCCAGUUCCCCUUUCGGUUCGCUUAUUCGCGUACUCGCCUCAUUGUGCAUCGUUGCGGCUCCGGCCGACUUGUUAAAAGGCAACCCAGCUCGUUGAACCCGCUCGUUGAGGUGAGGCGCGGUUAUUCUCGCGGCGCGAGAGACCAAAACUGGUUCGUUAGUCAUCGCGUAUCUUUUUUCCACCCUCUUCGUCGUUCGACUUUGCUUUUCUAUUCCUUUUCCUCAAAUAACGCCUUCCUUUUUUACUUUUCUCUCCUCUCUCUCUCUUUCUCUCUCUUUCUCUCUCGCUCGCUUUCUAUCCAACCUCUUGUCUCCCUCGUCUCCUCUUCUCGUUUUCCGCGGAAGUCGGCGAACGUUCCUAAACUCGACUCGUAAUAACCUCUGCUCUAUUUUCACUCGUUACUACCAACUGCCGUUGUUCAUAUCUUUUUCUCACUGUUGUACAAACUCGAUAAGAGCCGAUAAAAUAGACGAACUAUCGCGUAGAGAGAGUAGGCGGACCUACUUGCGGCGCGUAAUCCCAUCGUUGCCGCUUAAUCGAGAGAUAACACACAUCGGCCACUCGCGCGCGUUGUCGAACACUCGAGCCGAAUCAUCGCGCGUGGCUGACAUUCGCGCGACUUUUUCGAUAACACGUGGCGGUGAGUGAAUGUUUUUUUUUUUAUAUAUAUAUAUCCGCGAAUUUAUAUUUCCGCUUCGGAACAUCUGUUUUUUCGAUAAAAUACCCGAACAGAUCGAUUUUCCGUGAGCUCGCGUCGAUUGUCGAUUGUGACUGGCAACCGCCGUUGAAGCUACGUUACAAGAUAGACGAUUACGGUCUCGAAAAAUUACAGCGAUAAUCAGAAUCGAUCGAAGCACGAUAACGAUUUGAAUACAAACGAUGGAGUUUGAAACACGAGCGCUGAUCGAUCUCUGCUUCUCAUCCGGUCCGCUGAUCACCAGAGCAAGGUCUGCGGGGUCCAUAGGCGCGCGCUCGGCACCCAGCACACCUUUGCAACCCGCUCCCGAUGCGCCGCAGGCCGCGGGUCAGCAAUCGAUCAGCGGGUCCCAACUCACCGUGGCCGGCGCCAGUUAUCCGCAACCUCCGAGAAGCCCCAGCCACGCGGUCUUGAAAUGUAACGACAGUCACCUUUCGAAGCCGUUGAGUAGGAGCACACCAUCGAUGGCAGCUGGCGGCGCGCAGACUCCGGCAAAGGUUAGCAGAUCGUCGUCGAGGUCGUCGCCGACGUCUACCAGCAGCGCAAGGCAAAAGAAAUUUCACAGGCACUUCAGCCAGUCUUCAAAAUUUCGCCAUCAGGUUGCAGAGGACGAGCGCGUGCUUAACUAUUAUAGCUGCGCGCUGGCCGGCGACAUCCUGCUGCAGGGCCACCUGUACAUCACGCCCAACUACUUUGCCUUCUACAGUAACGUAUUCGGUUACGUGACGAAGCUGCUGAUACCGACGGUCUCGGUGCUGAAGAUCAGCAAAGAGAAGACCGCGCGCAUCAUACCGAACGCGGUAGCGGUCGCCACCGAGGACGAGCGCCACGUUUUCUGCUCGUUGCUCUCGCGCGAUUCCACUUACAAGCUGAUGAAGGAGGUGUGGGACGCGGCGAUGGAGCCGCGCGUUAUACCGGACGCACUGCCGGUGAUCGACACCGACACGAAAGUGUUGCUGCCGCCGGACAUACUGCAGGUCGACGACUCCGAGGUGAAUCCCGAGGAGGACGAGUCAAGCAUGUCCGAGAGCGGUACGGAUCAAACGGGAGGGAUAAAGCUCGUUUGCAACGACGUCCCGUCCCCGGUGACUCUUACGAGGCCGAUUUUGCCGCCCGCCAGGCUGGAGACAGCAGCGAUUUUAGCAGCAAAGCCUUUGGCAUCGAGCAGGUCCGACAGGCUGACGUCUUUGUUUACUGGAGGAUUAAAACCCGGCACGGUGAUAGCGAUACUGGUAGCUCUCUUGGCAGCUCUUUACGUAUCGGCGUAUCUAAUGAUGAUGCGGAUCGACAGGCUGCACACCGCUUAUCUAAACCAUCCCCUCGUCUCGCCGGAACGAUUCACGCAGGAUCGACUGUUGCAUUAUCUCAACUCGAAUCUGGAUCAAAUAGUAAAGGUGCGACAGAGUCUGCAGACGUUAUCGCAGCAGUUUGUGACGAUGAGCGGACAGAGCGGCAGCGAGACUGGACCGACCGGUGGUGUGGUGGAACCGAAGGACGCGCCGAGUUAGCCCCUGAGAACGGGUUACAGUUCAAUUCGGUCGGAGAACAGCACGAGGCCCCGUCGUCUUGCCGGCGCGCGCAGCGUCGCCUCGUGAACGACGACGACGACGCUUUCUGCCUCCCGUCGUCGGUUCAUUUAUUGUCUUCGUCAUCGCCGCGACUGUUUGUCGGCGACUCUCGAGGGCAGAUAAUCCUCCCCUCUCCCCGAUAGGUGUUAAUGUCGCACUUAGACUUCCAAGGGGUGUUUCUGGAGGGUGGGCCAGCCGUUUUUACUAUUGGAAAACGUUGUGAAACACUUUUCGAAGCGAACCUCGCGCAGCCGCCCUCAAAGCCGAGUUAGAUCCGAGCGCUUUCAGAUCCGUAGGCUGCUUCGACAGACACAUGCACACGCGUUGUAACACGCAUAUUACACACACAUAAAACACAUGUACAUCUAAAUAUAUACCUCAGGAACACAAAGAAGCGACGAGAAUAGGUGCGCGGCGAGCGAAGGGGGGUUUCCGCUUUUUUUGUUUUACUUUUUCUUUCGGUCUUUUUUUUUUUUUCGUUUGGUCUUUUCGAACUAGUCACGUGUGUACCUAAUUACCCCGAGGUACGACGACAGAAGCAAGAUGAACAAAAAUGAUACAUGUAUAUAGACAUAUUAUAUAUAUAGUUAUAUACAUAUGAAGUAUCUAUAUAUAUAUAUAUAUAUACUGACAUAGAUUAUAAACAUGAUGCGCAUAUUUCGCGAUUAAUUGUUCGUUAAUUAUAUACAUUUCGAGCUAGUCGGGCACUACUCUAUUUCACCGCUGCUAUAUAUACAUAUAUAUUAAUAAUCAGAAAAAGAAAAAAAAAACAAACAAAAGAGAUCGACACUUGUGUGUGUGAGUGGGUGCGUUCGGAAGAUGUAAGCUACCGGUAUUGGCGGUGUGGUGAAAUUCGCUCCCGUUAUAUAUAUAGAUCACAAGAAUGUGAACCAAAUGCCAUGUGAACUACAAAAUCUCGAAGUGUGUUCAGACCGACUUUCGUGCUGGUUGCGAAUUUCCGUUAUAUCACAAAUUAUAUUAACGAAUUCGCAACCGACGCUGUAAAUACAUUUCGAGAUUGUUAUUAUUUAUAUAUAAAAUAAUUAUUUGUUUACACGUUUCAAUGCUUGCGCUGACAGCGGAGAAAAAUUAAAUUUCGGCGGUGAACUAUUGCGACGUCACUUUGUCAGUAAAAAACCGAACGCAGCCUAUAUAAUAUAUAUGUAUAUGUAUAUUAUAUAUAGCAUCACAAUUGGAGUAAUCAUCAUCUCGAUAUAGUUCGCGCGCGCGUAAAGCGUUGCGCCGUGAGACGAUAGUUCAUCGCGACGAGAUGAUCAUCGACCGAGAUAUUGUAACAGAGGAGCUCGCUUUUCUUGUAUAUCCGCCAUUAGCUCUUUCAGUACCUGCCUUAAUACAUUUGCAUUUAAUAACGAUAAAAACAAAUUUAAUAACGACGAGAUAAUUCUCACAUCUUUGUCUCUUCUUGCCAUCGUCAAUUUUUGCGGUAAAGAUUUUUUCCCUUCGGCUUUGUGUCGUUCGCAGAGCGAACACAGCUCAGGACGGAUACAAAUUUUACGGCGUUCUAAGUCGCGUUUAUAAACGCGAAAUCAGAAACAACACAAGUGUAAAUAACGAAGCAACAACGGGCGCGCAAAGCAACUCUUUUUCUAAAAAAAAAAAAAAAGUUUGAAGAACCGACGGCCGAGAAGAUAUCGCGUUUAAAACGAAUCAGUUUUUGAGAAACUUUUCUUGCGAGAGAAGUGUGUCACUCGCCUCACGGGUGUACAAAUUUCCACGCGAACUUUGUGCGUUUGCGUAACGUGAUUCUCGAUGUUGUCUUUUUUCCCAGUCGUAAAAUCGUAAAAGCAAACCGCGUAGAACCAAGAGAGAUUUUCGAUGAAUUUUGAAUGACGAGGGUGAAAAACGAGAAUGAACUUUUGUCUAACUUAUUACCGUAUUUGCAUAUAUUUGUACCACGCGGAAAAGCGAGAAUUCGUAACGACGAGAUAGCGAUCGAUUGACGCGAACUAUACAAGCCGGCUUGAAUCACCAAAGAGAGAACGACGUCCCUUGCCUGUGCGAUGCCUAAACUCGGUACUGAAAGGGUUAAACUGCGCAGCUCGAAAAAGAAAAAACCGACAAACGGAAUCUUGAAGAAUGUGAGAAAAAUUUGCGUUCUCCUGUAUGCGAUUGUUCCUACUGCACGCUCUCGAUUGUUUUUGUUUCUUUUGUUUUUUUUUUUUUUUUUUAUCAAGUAACGGUGACGUAGUAUAAUUUUCUUCUAGAGUUUUAUGGCGAUUGCGCGCCAGUCGUUCGUGUCGAGAAUUGGCCAGAAAGAAGAAAAUUCAUCUUCGUCAGAUUUCUUGUGCGAGUGAAAACAUUUGUUUAUCCGUUUGCGAUGAAAUAUUAAUAAAAUUAUUUAUUCCACAAAAAAAUUACGUACAUCGAUGUUUUAAAAAUACGAGAGGUAAAAGUCUGUUUCGAAUCUGAGAUUUCCGCGCGUUUUUUGAGACGAACGACGCGCGCGCGCGCGCGCGGAAGUGCUCGCGAAAUGUGUCAUUCGCACGAACGAACUUGUCGCACUUUUCGAGAGGAACAAAAGAGAGGGAAGAUGUUCGAGGCGAAAAGAGAUGCGUUAUUACAUUUGCGGUUAUUAUACAAUAGAGGGAGAUUAUUGCGGAAGGGGAUGGAAAUUGACUGUGAUAAUAGGAUCGUGAACGCGCGGCUCGGAGAGGCACGAUCGCGUCUUCUUUGUUGCGCCAAUCUUUGUCGUCGUAGAGGUGUGCCGUCUUAAAAGAAAAUUCGCUAAUGUGUGCAAUGUAAGAUGCGCAGAGACGACGUUUUUUUCUACUCUAAGAGAAGAAAAAAAGAAAGACGGAAAGAAAGAAGGAAAGCGAUUGAUACGCGCGAUCGUUCUCUCUCCUCGAGCCCGAAUAUUGGAAUCUAAAGAGAAGUGCUGUUAUUAUUAAUUAGCUAUAUUUAUAAAAGUGUAAAGAGAGAGAAACGGAAAGGAAAAAAACAAUUCUCUUGAACGUUAUUUUCUACGUUGAUACGUUGUUUAUACUUAUAUAUCGGUGGGAUAUAUAUACAUAUACACACACACACACACACACAUACAUAGAGACAUAUAUGUACACACAUAUAUGUACACGCGCGAGCGUUAAUUGUGCGAUAUUAUCUUUUUUGUUUUGGGUUUCGAUCGUCUAUUGAAAAUACAUACCGUUAAUUGUUUUGUUAUUUUCAUCAUCGAUUACGUUGAACACACUGGGUAUAUAGUAUCGUAUAUGAGGAAACAGAACGGGAGGAUAACACACGAUCCACAAAGUAAAUUCGGGAGAACUCGUUUUAAUUGCUCGGUUUUUUCUGUUCAGAACGGAGGAAAUAACCUCUUUUUUUUUGCACGUCGUCCAGUUUUUCGAGUCGCCCUCGACUCGAUGCGAUAAUCCGUCACCGAGAGAUUGUUCGACCAUAAAAUAAAAAAAGAAGAGACUUACCGGCGCGCGUCGUCGGUGACUUAAAUGGCUCGUUAACAGGCGGAAGCGAGAUCAAAAAACACGUUUUCUUUGUAGAAGAUGUGCAGCGCACGAGCGCGGGAAGAUUUUUUAAUCGCGAACGCGAAUAGCUUCGAUGGGAAACAAUAGUUUUCGACGAGAUUUUACAUGUACAACACAGGUCCGAUCCACACGGUGCGUCCACACGUUGCGACGUGUGCGACACAUAUCUUUUUUGUUUUUGGUGUUUGCGAUCCCUCGACUCGCGCACGCGUAUCGAACGAUAAUCUCGAAGAUCGAUUUGUUUCUGUCACGUGAUCGAUUCUGAUCGAUCGUCGUGACUUCAGUCUGACGAGACGAUAAAACUGCUAACGAAGCUGCUUUGCACGGAAAUUUAACGCGAUGAGAGGUACGUUUUCGAAACUAAAAUCUUGAAUUUCGGAAAUUGAAAUACGAACAUAAAAAUACUUCACUGCGUCAGAAAAUCUAUUCUGGUUUUUAAGUUUGCGUAAAAAUGUUGAGGAACAUCGAGAACGUUUUGCGAAGGAUCGUAGCCAAUUGAAAAAAAAAAAAAAAACGCGACAGCCAAGUCCUGUGCCAAAUUUGAUAGAGAAAAUUGGACAAAAAAUCCUUAAAAAACAAAAAAAAAACAAAAAACACGCUUGUUUCUAUCGUGCGCUCGUACACAGCUUUCCCGCCAUAUUAGGGAGUCCAUGUGUUAAAACAAUAUCUGCUACCUAGAGGAAAAGUAAGAUCGAACAUGUGUUGGGGGAUCAUUUCACACACAAAGCCGACGCGGCGAGGUAUUUCUUAUUUGUGAAAUAUCGAUCAUCAAUUUGUAAGUUACUCUUUCUCCACCUCCUCUCGCAGCGAACAUUUCCCAUGAUGAAAAAAACUACAAGUUUCUCAUUUUUUGAAAAAUUUAUAUUUGAUGUAGGGGAGACUGGGGCUGAUUGUGACACGGGUAAAAAGUUACAAGCUUUGAUUAGUGAUGAAAAAUAAAUGCUACAUCAAAGCUAAAAAGAGACAAACGCGACAACUGUCACGCGUCACACGCGUCAGUAACAUCAUCGUUGUUGCAAUUUUAUUUUUCAUCGCUAAUUUAAGGUUGUAACUUUUUACCCGUGUCACAACCAGCCCCAAUCUCCCCUAAUAAUUUAUAUAUUAAUUUCCACGUAUGUGUUUCUAUGUGUAAUUUAUGUUACCUACAAAUGUUUAAUAAAAAUCUAUUAAACACGGAGAUACGUAAAUUUGUUUCGCAAAAAUCGCUAAAUUUCAAUGUGAAAAAUAAUUAAUUCUUAUAAUAUAUUUAAUACGUGCGAUAUAUUUUAUUACGCACACAUUUUAUGUUUUUCCGAGAAGAUUGAAUUUAGAGACUCGAGUAACUUGGACUUCCGCGAUAAUAAUAAUUUUACACUUCCGCAAUUGUUUUUACACUUGGAAGAUUUUUUUUUUUUUUUUUGUUUUAGUUGGCGAUGUUGGUUUUCUCGCGAUCCGAGUAAUUGCAAUUUAAUGAUCGAUAUUGAAUCGACGAGGGGGGCGCGGUUUUUUUGUUUUGCGCAGUCCGCAGAGAAGCCGCGGCUGAAGUGUGAAAUAUGAUAAUAACAAUAAUGAUUGUGAGGAGAAAAACAAAAAAAAAAAA
This is a messenger RNA of Pseudomyrmex gracilis, 7840 nucleotides long. Its product is annotated as GRAM domain-containing protein 1B-like. Bases 1382 to 2707 code for a protein of 441 amino acids. Gene Ontology annotation, cellular component: plasma membrane; endoplasmic reticulum-plasma membrane contact site; endoplasmic reticulum membrane. Gene Ontology annotation, biological process: intracellular sterol transport. Gene Ontology annotation, molecular function: sterol binding; sterol transfer activity. The transcript is spliced from 6 exons. NCBI's taxonomy places the organism in Eukaryota, Metazoa, Arthropoda, Insecta, Hymenoptera, Formicidae. The record is from RefSeq and is a predicted model, not a curated record.